Messenger RNA from Closterium sp. NIES-65, 522 nucleotides. The record is from the annotation of a GenBank genome assembly. NCBI's taxonomy places the organism in Eukaryota, Viridiplantae, Streptophyta, Zygnematophyceae, Desmidiales, Closteriaceae.
AUGGGGGGACCGGCGGUCGAGUCGGCGCAGGAGGAAACCAGAGGAGAGGCGGAGGAAACAGCGACGGAAGUUUCCCUCCCGGAAGGUCUCGUGCUUCGUGACUUAAACGAGGGUGACUAUAGCAAAGGAUACAUGGAGCUCCUCUCACAACUAACAACCAUUGGUACAGUAACAGAGGAGCAAUUUAGAGACCGGUUCGCCCUCCUGUCCCAGCGCUCCUCGGACUAUCGCAUCGUGGUGAUUGAAGACACGGUGAACAACAGAGUGGUGGGGACAGGCACUCUAUUAACAGAGCUCAAGGUCCUUCGUUCCUGCGGCAAAGUGGGGCACAUAGAAGACAUAGUGGUGCACAGCAGCAUGCGGGGGAAGCACCUGGGGCACAGAAUCAUCCAAACGCUCACCGAUAUCGCCAAGAAACAAGGUUGCUAUAAGGUCAUUUUAGAUUGUGAUGAGAAGAAUGUAGACUUUUACAAAAAGUGUGGCUACAGUGUCAAGAAUGUAGGCAUGGCAGUGUAUUUUUAA